CCACGUGUGGCCAAUCGCCGGGCGGCUCGCACGGUGUGCCGAUGGGGGCGGGGAGAACCCGCCCAAGCCGGAACAAAAGCCGGAUCCGGGUGGCUGCGGGAGGCUGGAGCGCUCCGGAAGGUAGGCGGCGAGUUGGGCCCUGUGCACCCAGCACCGCGCACGGCCUUUCGUAGAGAGCAGGUAGAGCAGGGCCGUCCGCAGCCAUGUCGGCCAAGGCGAUUUCGGAGCAGACGGGCAAAGAACUCCUGUACAAGUACAUCUGCACCACCUCGGCCAUCCAGAACCGGUUCAAGUAUGCCCGGGUCACCCCUGACACGGACUGGGCCCGCCUGCUGCAGGACCACCCUUGGCUGCUCAGUGAGAGCCUGGUAGUCAAGCCAGACCAGCUGAUCAAACGGCGUGGAAAGCUGGGCCUCGUCGGGGUCAACCUCACCCUGGAUGGAGUCAAGUCCUGGCUGAAGCCACGGCUGGGACAGGAGGCCACAGUUGGCAAGGCCAGAGGCUUCCUCAAGAACUUUCUGAUUGAACCCUUCGUCCCUCACAGUCAGGAGGAGGAGUUCUAUGUCUGCAUCUACGCUGCCCGAGACGGGGACCACGUGCUGUUCCACCAUGAGGGUGGGGUGGACGUGGGUGACGUGGACGCCAAAGCCCAGAGACUGCUCGUCGGCGUGGACGAGAAGCUGAAUCCUGAGGCCAUCAAGAAACACCUGUUGGUCCAUGCCCCCGAAGACAAGAAAGAAAUUCUGGCCAGCUUUAUCUCCGGCCUCUUCAAUUUCUAUGAGGAUCUGUACUUCACCUACCUCGAGAUCAACCCUCUUGUAGUGACCAAAGACGGCGUCUACGUCCUGGACCUGGCCGCCAAGGUGGAUGCCACUGCCGACUACAUCUGCAAAGUGAAGUGGGGUGAUAUAGAGUUCCCGCCCCCCUUUGGUCGAGAGGCUUAUCCAGAGGAAGCCUACAUCGCGGACCUGGACGCCAAGAGUGGGGCGAGCUUGAAGCUGACCUUGCUCAACCCCAAGGGGAGGAUCUGGACCAUGGUGGCCGGAGGUGGCGCCUCUGUCGUGUACAGUGAUACCAUCUGCGAUCUGGGAGGUGUCAACGAGCUGGCGAACUAUGGGGAGUACUCGGGUGCCCCCAGCGAGCAGCAGACCUAUGACUAUGCCAAGACCAUCCUCUCUCUCAUGACCCGCGAGAAGCACCCAGAGGGCAAGAUCCUCAUCAUCGGAGGCAGCAUCGCAAACUUCACCAACGUGGCCGCCACGUUCAAGGGCAUCGUGAGAGCGAUUCGAGAUUACCAGGGCCCCCUGAAGGAGCACGAGGUCACCAUCUUUGUCCGAAGAGGCGGCCCCAACUAUCAGGAGGGCUUACGGGUGAUGGGAGAAGUUGGGAAGACCACUGGGAUCCCCAUUCAUGUCUUUGGCACGGAGACUCACAUGACGGCCAUCGUGGGCAUGGCCCUGGGUCACCGGCCCAUCCCCAAUCAGCCGCCCACCGCAGCCCACACCGCCAACUUCCUCCUCAACGCCAGCGGGAGCACAUCGACUCCAGCCCCCAGCAGGACAGCGUCUUUUUCUGAGUCCAGGGCUGAUGAGGUGGCACCCGCCAAGAAGGCCAAGCCCGCCAUGCCACAAGAUUCAGUCCCAAGUCCAAGAUCCCUGCAAGGAAAGAGCGCCACCCUCUUCAGCCGCCACACCAAGGCCAUCGUGUGGGGCAUGCAGACCCGGGCCGUGCAGGGCAUGCUGGACUUCGACUACGUCUGCUCCCGCGACGAGCCCUCGGUGGCCGCCAUGGUGUACCCUUUCACUGGGGACCACAAACAGAAGUUUUACUGGGGUCACAAAGAGAUCCUGAUCCCCGUGUUCAAGAACAUGGCCGAUGCCAUGAAGAAGCACCCGGAGGUAGACGUGCUGAUCAACUUCGCCUCCCUGCGCUCCGCCUACGACAGCACCAUGGAGACCAUGAACUACGCACAGAUCCGGACCAUCGCCAUCAUCGCCGAAGGCAUCCCUGAGGCCCUCACGAGGAAGCUGAUCAAGAAGGCAGAGCAGAAGGGAGUGACCAUCAUUGGACCUGCCACUGUUGGCGGCAUCAAGCCCGGGUGCUUUAAGAUUGGAAACACCGGCGGGAUGCUGGAUAACAUCCUGGCCUCCAAGCUGUACCGCCCCGGCAGUGUUGCCUACGUGUCGCGUUCGGGCGGCAUGUCCAAUGAACUCAACAAUAUCAUCUCUCGGACCACGGAUGGCGUCUACGAGGGUGUGGCCAUCGGCGGGGACAGGUACCCCGGCUCCACGUUUAUGGACCAUGUGUUACGUUACCAGGACACUCCAGGAGUCAAGAUGAUUGUAGUUCUUGGGGAGAUAGGGGGCACCGAGGAAUAUAAGAUCUGCCGGGGCAUCAAGGAAGGCCGAAUCACCAAGCCCGUGGUCUGCUGGUGCAUCGGGACCUGUGCCACCAUGUUCUCCUCCGAGGUGCAGUUCGGCCACGCUGGAGCUUGUGCCAACCAGGCUUCUGAAACCGCAAUAGCCAAGAACCAGGCUUUGAAGGAGGCGGGCGUGUUUGUGCCCCGGAGCUUCGAUGAGCUUGGAGAGAUCAUCCAGUCCGUGUACGAGGAUCUUGUGUCCAGAGGGGUCAUCGUGCCUGCUCAGGAAGUGCCGCCCCCAACGGUGCCCAUGGACUACUCGUGGGCCAGGGAGCUGGGCUUGAUCCGCAAACCUGCCUCGUUCAUGACCAGCAUCUGCGACGAGCGAGGACAGGAGCUCAUCUACGCGGGCAUGCCCAUCACCGAGGUCUUCAAGGAGGAGAUGGGCAUCGGCGGGGUCCUCGGCCUCCUCUGGUUCCAGAAGAGGUUACCCAAGUACUCCUGCCAGUUCAUUGAGAUGUGCCUGAUGGUGACGGCCGAUCACGGGCCAGCCGUCUCCGGGGCUCACAACACCAUCAUCUGCGCUCGGGCCGGGAAGGACCUGGUCUCCAGCCUCACCUCAGGACUGCUCACCAUCGGCGACCGGUUCGGGGGUGCCCUGGAUGCGGCAGCCAAGAUGUUCAGUAAGGCCUUUGACAGCGGCAUCAUCCCCAUGGAGUUUGUGAACAAGAUGAAGAAGGAGGGAAAACUGAUCAUGGGCAUCGGUCACCGAGUGAAGUCGAUAAACAACCCAGACAUGAGAGUGCAGAUCCUCAAAGAUUACGUCCGACAGCACUUCCCUGCCACUCCUCUGCUUGACUAUGCGCUGGAAGUGGAGAAGAUUACCACCUCGAAGAAACCAAACCUUAUCCUGAAUGUAGACGGUUUAAUUGGAGUUGCAUUUGUAGACAUGCUUAGAAACUGCGGGUCCUUUACUCGGGAGGAAGCUGAUGAAUAUAUUGACAUUGGAGCCCUCAAUGGCAUCUUUGUGCUGGGAAGGAGUAUGGGCUUCAUUGGACACUAUCUUGAUCAGAAAAGGCUGAAGCAGGGGCUGUAUCGUCACCCUUGGGAUGAUAUUUCAUAUGUUCUUCCGGAACACAUGAGCAUGUAAACGGAGCCAGGAACCCUGUUACAGUAAAGUGAAGACAAGAACUCCUCCCCUGGGAAACAGCCGCAGACAGCUGGCACUGGCGCUUACUUAAAGGACGGACCUAGAAUGUCAACAGCUGCUGGUGUACAGGCACCGAAAACAAUACCCACAGGCUAACACUGUUCAGUCUACACAAAGAAGCUUGAUUUUUUUUCUUUUUAAAUAAACAUAGAAGUAAGAACCCAGUCAAUGAUUGUGACAUUUGCUCUGCUACCUGCUAUAUUUAUUAUAUGGAAGCAUCUAAGCACUGGCAGGAGAGUGUUUUGCUCCUGUAGGGCAUAAUGAUAUUGCUUUCUUUUUUGCAUUAGUUAAAAUGUUUUUUCCCUUGGAGGAAAGGAAUGACGUUUUUAAGAUCUCAAGAUACUCUCCAUUUAAAAGGCCUCGAAUGUCUUGUUUUUCCAUUGCGUUUUUCUUCCUCCUCAUAUAACCUGAAGAACAUUGUAUUAAUCUGAUUUUUUUUAAAGGAUCUUUUUGUAUGUUGUGUGUUAAAAGAGUUUGGUAUCCCCCUGAAAUGUUCUGUACUGCCGACCAGUGUCUCUUUGUGUCAGGGGGUCGGGACCAUUGCACCCUUUGCCAUUGUUAUAAAAUAUGCAGAGCAGUAAUUUAAAAUGUAAAGUUGUAACAUACAUAUGUUUAAAACAGAAGUGCAAAGCAAAAAGCUGUGAAAUGUCUUGUCUUACAUUCUCUGUAUUUAUGCAGCUGACUUGUCUGUCUGUUACUGACUAGUCUCCAGCCAGUUUGCAUCUGUAAUCCACAAAGAGUCUGGACAGCUGCCACCUCAGUCUCUCCUCUGCAUUAUCGUAGUUUGGUUUAAAUAAACUAUAUCAUAACAAUGAAGGCA
Molecule: messenger RNA, 4389 nt
Organism: Sus scrofa (pig)
Lineage: Eukaryota; Metazoa; Chordata; Mammalia; Artiodactyla; Suidae
Source: RefSeq, a predicted model, not a curated record